Cynara cardunculus var. scolymus (artichoke) is the source of this 861-nucleotide messenger RNA. RefSeq names its product protein STRICTOSIDINE SYNTHASE-LIKE 6-like. Bases 1 to 861 code for a protein of 286 amino acids. Lineage: Eukaryota; Viridiplantae; Streptophyta; Magnoliopsida; Asterales; Asteraceae. Gene Ontology annotation, biological process: biosynthetic process. The transcript has 4 exons. Gene Ontology annotation, molecular function: strictosidine synthase activity. The record is from RefSeq and is a predicted model, not a curated record.
AUGGUCUAUAAAGGUUGUGAAGAUGGGUGGAUCAAGCGAGUCAUGCUAAAUUAUUCAGUGGUCGAGAAUUGGGUUCAUACCGGAGGUCGGCCUAUUGGAAUCGCAAUUGAUGAUUUCGGUGAUGUUUUUGUUGCCGACGCUUUUAAGGGUUUGUUGAACGUAAGUGUCGGUGGUGAGUUGGAGUUCUUGACAGAUGAGGCCGAGGGCAUGAAGUUUGGGUUAAUUAAUGGUAUAGUUGUUGCAAAAAAUGGUAUGGUGUAUUUUACAAAAAAUCGUUUGCAUCAAUGGUUUCACGACUUUCUAGAGGGUAGACCUCAUGGUCGAUUACUAAGCUAUGAUCCAUCAACGAAACAAACAAACAUGAUUUUCCGGGACCAUUACUUUGCUAAUGGGGUCGAACUCUCAUCAAACCAAGACUUUGUUAUCUUUUGUGAGACCUUUAUGAGGAAGUGUUCGAGAUAUUAUUUACAAGGAGAAAAGAAGGGAUCAAUCGAUGUUUUUGUAGACAACUUACCCGGUGUACCUAACAACAUAAGAUAUGAUGGAGAUGGGCACUACUGGCUGGUAAUACCAUGGGACAAUUCAUUUUCACUGAAAUUUAUUCAGAUAUAUCCAUUCAUACGCAAGAUUCUUGCAUUUACGAUUAAGUACCUACACAAAAUGCCCGAUUUCAUGAACUAUGGUCGAGGUAUUGCUUUGGAUUUGGAAGGAAAACCGAUUGGGGGAUAUUAUGAUAACACUUGGAUAUAUACAACAUCAGGGGUCAAGAUCGGGAAGCACUUGAACAUGGGUUCCAUCACAAGAUCGUAUAUUUUACGCCUUAAUCUUAUUCAAAAUCCUCUUGCUACUGCAACCUCGUGA